AAGAAUAGAAACCAAACCCUUCCCUCACAGCAGCCCCUCCCUUUAGGGACCAGAGAGGCAGGAUUCUGAACCAGGACGUGAAGAGCAGAGAGCAAAGAUUGCGCAGCACCAUCUGGAAGGAAACCCAGGCAGAUCAGCCCUUGCUUACCAGCUGUUCUGAUCUCCUAAAACACCAGAACCGGCACUCUUCAUCCCAUCUGGUUCCAGAACAUCCCAGCUUAGAGGAUUCCAUAGAGAGCUACCCCAGUGACCUUGCUCCCAGAGAAGAGCUGACCUCUCAGGAGGGCCACUCACAUCAUCACUCCGGAACAGUAUUAUCAACUGCUCCCAGUCAUGGGUCAGACAUCCUCUUCUACACCCCCUCAGAAGGAGGAUCCUGAUUUGACCUCAAGCCUUGACUCCAAUCUUCAAAAUUUCAAGAUGGAAACCAAAGUCCUGUCUCAGGAAUUAACCACCUUGAUUGGAUCAUACCUAGAGGAUGGAAACCUUCGGGGAACAGUUUCUGCAAUCAGAGAUGCUCUGAGUGACAUCAAGAAAGCCCCACUGAACAUUGCAGUGAUGGGGGAGACUGGGGCUGGAAAAUCCAGUCUCAUCAAUGCCCUAAGGGGCGUGGGGCCUGAUGAAGAGGGUGCGGCUGCUUCCACUGGAGUGACAUGUACAACCACUGAGAGGACAUCAUACCCAUACUCAAAGUUUCCCAGUGUGACACUAUGGGACCUGCCUGGCAUUGGGUCCACUGCCUUCCAACCACAUGAUUAUCUAAAGAAAAUCAAGUUUGAAGAGUAUGACUUCUUCAUUAUUGUCUCUUCUGGACGCUUUAAACAUAAUGAUGCAGAACUAGCCAAAGCCAUUGUGCAAGUGAAUAGGAGUUUCUAUUUUGUGCGAACCCACACAGAUCAUGAUCUAAUCGUUCAAAAACAGUGUAGUCCUCGUAGAUUUAAUAGAGAGAACGUCUUAAAACAGAUACGAAAUUCCAUUUCAAGUAUACUUAAGGAAGUUACCCAGCAGGAGCCUCCAGUCUUCUUAGUCUCUAACUUUGAUGUGUCUGACUUUGACUUCCCAAAGCUGGAGACCACCCUUCUGAGGGAGCUCCCAGCCCACAAACGCCAUCUCUUCAUGCUCACUUUGCCAAUUGUUGCUCAUUCCACCAUAGACCAGAAGAGGGAUGCAUUGAAACAGAAGGUCUGGAAGGAAUCAGUAAUGCCAAGAGCAUGGGCCACCAUACCAUUUAUGGGCUUGACCAAAAAUGACAUAGAGAAGUUGGAAGAGACUUUGAACUUCUGUAGAUCUUCCUUUGGCCUGGAUGAAGCAUCCUUGAAGAACAUUGCUGAGGAUUUGCAGGUGCCACUGGAGGAACUCAAGGCGAAUAUUAAGUCUCCACAUCUGUUCUCAGAAGUUCAGGGUAAAUCAUUAACAGAUAAACUAUUAGAGUACAUUAGUCGUCCUUACUUUUCAAAGGCUUUCCACUUGCAAAAUUACUUCAUUGACACUGUGGCAAAUGAUGUUAAAAGUCUCCUUAGCAAAGAAGAGCUUUUUAUGGAGAAGCCUCUUCUACUGCAAAGAGCUACAGGCAAGCCUUCCGGACCCUCUGCUCCAAUGGCUCAGCUUUUGGCAUCCAGCUUUGAAAACUUCUUUAAGAAUUUCAAGAAGGAAAGCAAAAUCCUCUCUGAGGAAACCAUCACCUUAAUUGAAUCCCACCUGGAGAAUAAGAACCUUCCAGGAGCAGCUUCUGCGAUCAGCGAUGCUCUGAGAAACAUCGACACAGCCCCGCUGAACAUUGCGGUGACGGGAGAAACAGGGGUGGGCAAAUCCAGCUUCAUCAAUGCCCUGAGGGGAGUGAGGGAUGAAGAAGAAGGUGCAGCCCCCACAGGGGUGGUAGAGACCACCAUGAAGAGAACUCCAUACCCACACCCAAAGCUUCCCACAGUGACAAUCUGGGACCUGCCUGGCAUUGGGUCCACUACCUUCCCACCACAAAACUACCUAACUGAAAUGAAGUUUGGCGAGUAUGACUUCUUCAUUAUCAUCUCAGCUACACGCUUCAAAGACACUGAUGCACAUCUGGCCAAAGCCAUCGCCAAGAUGAAUACCAAGUUCUACUUUGUCCGCACCAAGUUAGAUAAUGAUUUGAGUAAUGAACAGAGGAGAAAACCUAAGAGUUUCAAUAGGGACAGUGUCUUAAAGAAAAUCCGAGAUGACUGUUCAAAGCAUCUCCAGGAGACCCUCUCCAGUGAGCCGCCAGUCUUCUUGGUCUCUAACUUUGAUGUGUCUGACUUUGAUUUCCCAGAGCUAGAAACCACCUUACUGAGCGAGCUCCCAGCCCACAAGCGUCACAUCUUCAUGAUGUCUCUGCACAGUGUUACAGAGACUGCCAUUGACCGGAAGAGGGAUUUCCUGAAACAGAAGAUCUGGCUGGAGGCCUUGAAGGCUGGAGCAUGGGCCACCAUUCCAUUUGGGGGCUUGAUCAGAGAUAAAACACAGAAGGUAGAGGAGACCUUGGAUCUCUACAGGUCUUACUUUGGGCUGGAUGAUGCCUCACUGGAGAAUAUUGCCAAGGAUUUUAAUGUGUCUGUGAAUGAAAUCAAGGCACAACUUAAGUCUCUCCAUUUGCUAACAAGGACCACAGACAUGUCCUUCGAGGAAAAAUUAUUGAAAUAUAUUGAAUAUAUUUCCUCUGUUACUGGGGGGCCACUGGCCACAGGCCUUUACUUUAGAAAGACUUACUAUUUGAAAAGUCUCUUCAUUGAUACCGUGUCAAGUGAUGCCAAGACUCUUCUCAAUAAGGAGGAGUUUUUAUCACAGAAAACUCAACCGCUGCACAACUCAUCUUGCCUGAUGUCCAGUUCACGAUAUUCUCUUCUACCAGAAAGAGUCAUGGCUUGGGCCUCCAGCUUUGAUGCAUUCGUUAAGAAUUUUAAGAUGGAAAGCAAAAUCCUCUCUGAGGAAAUCAUCACCUUGAUUAAAUCCUACAUUGAGGAAAAUAAGCUCCAGGAAGCACUUUCUGUAAUCGACAAUGCACUGAGAGACAUCAAGAAUGCCCCCUUGAACAUUGCUGUGACAGGGGAAACAAGGAUAGGGAAGUCCACAUUCAUCAAUGCCCUCAGGGGGGUGUGGGAUGAAGAAGAAGGUGCAGGCACCACUGGGGUGACAGAGACAACCAUGGAGAGAAAUCAGUAGGACCACCCCAAGUUUCCCCAGGUGUAAAUAUGGGACCUGCCUGGCAUUGGGACCACUAAAUUCCCACCACAAAACUACCUAACAGAAAUGAAGUUUGCUGAAUAUGACUUCUUCAUUAUCAUCUCUUCUACACACUUCAAAGAAAAUGAUGCACAACUAGCCAAAGCCAUCAAAGAGAUGAAGAUGAAUUUCUACUUUGUCCGAACCAAGACAGAUAAUGACUUAUAUAAUGAGCAGAAGAGUAAACCUAAAUCUUUCAAUGAGGAGAAAGUCACGAUGAACAUCCGAGAAGACUGUUCAAGGCAUCUCCAGGACAUUCUCUCCAGUGAGCCUCCAGUCUUCUUGGUCUCUAACUUGGAUAGGUCUGACUACGACUUCCCAGAGCUGGAAAUGAAACCUAGGGAGCUCCCAGCCCAUAAGUGCCACAUCUUCAUGCUGUCCUUGCACAGUGUUACUGAGGCCACCAUUAACCUCAAGAGAUUCCUGAAGCAGAAAGUGUUCCUAGAGGCCGUGAAGGCUGGAGUAUUGGCCACCAUUCCACUUGGUGGCAUGAUCAAGGAUGAUAUAGAGACUCUGGAUGAAACAUUCAACCUCUACAGGUCUUACUUUGGACUGGAUGAUGCCUCACUGGAAAAGAUUGCUGAAGAUUUUGACAUGUCUUUGAAUGAAUUCAAGGUGCACCUUCGGUUUCUCCAUUUGCUUGCAGAAGACAAUGAUGUGCCCUUAGAAGAAAGACUAGUGAAAUAUAUCAAACACAUUUCCUCUGUUACUGGUGGACCAGUUGCUACCUGCAUUUACUACAGAAAGACUUACUAUCUGCAGAAUCUCUUUCUUGAUAUUGCAGCAAAUGAUGCCAUAGCUCUUCUUAAUAAAAAAAAAAGCUCUUUUUUAAAAGAAGGUGGGACCAUAUAUAUCUAAGCACCCUGACUACUGGGAAUGAUGGGAAAAUGAGGCACAAACUCCAAUCAGUAUUUACUUUUCACCUUGCUUUGGACACUGACUCAUAACCUACUCCAGAGUAACAAACCUUCUCUGUGGAGCACCAGAGCAUUCAUCCUUUUCCUCUUCUGGAGCCAGAAGCUCACUGUGUCAAGUGUUCGAUCGUGCUGUAGUAGUAGAAGAAGAAUCACCAACACUGUGUGAAUACAUGAGGAAACCUCAUUUCCAUUAAAAUUGUAUGUAAAUAACACAUGAUAAUAUGAAUUUGAUUUGGAAUUCUGUUAUGAAAUGAAUCCUAGAUCUUUAGCCCCUGGGAAAGUCUUCACACACUAGUAUUCUCCAUUACUUUGAGGGGUUUCUGAAACAGCAUCAUCUGGUGCCCAAGAUUGUAUAGACAAACACAUCUGCUUAAAAGGUGUGAUCCUCACACAGGAGGCACACAACAGGUGGGGACUGUGACCAUAGGCCAAGUUCCAUCCCAGAGGAGCUUGGUGAAAAAAAAAAAAAAAUAGAAGAGUAACAUACCUAUAGAUCCACUUGAUCGAUACAAAUAAAGAAAUCUAUUUCAUGCUCUUCAAGGCAAAUAUGAGUGAACUGGGAAUUCACACUAUGUGAAUGGCAACUGAAACUCUUCAUUUGACCUAGUGGCAUUAGGAGCCUUGAUAUGUCACCUAGCAUGCCCUUUUGUCCAAUCAGCCCUACCCACAAAUGUUCAUUGUAAUCAGUCAUUGGUCCAGGUCAAGGCCUCUGGCAAACCAUGAUCACGACACACUCACAGAAACUCCCCUUGGUUAUUCGGCUGUUGCCCCAAGACCUGGAGAAACUGUGGCUAUUAUUCUGCAGGACCAGUCCCUUCACAUGCUCCAGCAGGUCAUAGAUGGGGUAGAUGAUAGAGUAGGCCAACCUAAGGCCAGUAUCUGAGUCUGGAUGGUAGCUGAGCAAUUCAGUCCCCGCCGCUGGAAUCAUCCCAUUCAGUGGAGGUAUGGAGCCAGCUCUCAUAGAUCCCUGUCAUUGGAACUAGCUCUCCUAUGGCCAUGGUGUACGGUGGGUCCAUCUCCCUUGUGUGCUGAGCCAGCUCUUCCAUGAGGAGUGGUACCUGCUACCCUGCUGCAUUGUCCAGCAAGGGGCAGGGCCAGUGAUGGGAGGGACAGGCUCAGCAAGGUCCUUGGAUUUCAACACUGCUGGAUUCUAUGAUGCCCCGUGAUAACAUGGGACAUUGACAUCAACACACACCCCAGCUGCAGCAGGAACAUGGGCCCAUACAUGGCCCUCAGCAGCAUCUUGGGCCCUGAUGUCACCAUGGCCCCAGUGGAAGCACAGGCUACCCAGAUCAGCACGGUCCCCAUGGCAGCAUGACCCUCAGAAAGCAACAUGGUCUCAGGUGACAGACCAGAGCCCAGGCAUCUGCAUAGUCCUUGGUAACAGGAGCCACAGACGUCAACUUAGUCGCUGGCUGCUAUAGGGCCAUGGAACCAGACAUGGCCUCAUCAGCAGGCUAGGCAACACUAUAGCCACUCAGAUUGGCAUGUCCAGGGGAAUGGCAGGGCUCUCAGACACUCAAUGGCCACUGGUUGAGGCCUAGACCCUAGGCAUCCCUGUGGCUUUUGGUGGCAAUAUGGGUCAUGGAUGUCAACACAGACCCUAGCUGGGUUAGACUUCAGAUGCAACAUGGGCCUACACAGCAGCUCUUCCCAGAUGUCAUCCUGAUCUGGGGAGACAAUCAGGCCAGCCAUAUCAGUGUGAUCUCAACUGCCUUCCCUUCUUCAAAUCAGCCUCUUUGCACAGCACUUGGACCAUUCUUCUUCUCUUGGUCUCUCAUUUCUCCACAGUAUAUUUGCUCAUCAUAAUGGCAUGGAAAGCCCAGUGUCUUCAGCCAGCCUGAGGUGUGAGGACCCAGGAAGUCCUGUGGUGUCUUUGACCUUUGACCAGUGGCACUGGACGGGCCUGUGGAUGCCUUCAGCCAGUCUGGACUGUGGAAGAACAAUCUUAAUGUGAGGCAGGACCCUCUUCUCAAGGCAGGGGAUUCUGGACUGCCUGAAGUGGGUAAGGAGAGAUGAACAUGAAUGCUUUUUACCCUUCUCUUUUUCCUGUGUUUGCAAUAGGACCAGUUCUCUCAAGCAUCCACUGCUGUGAUUUCCCCACUCUGGUGAAGUAUAACCUUGAACUGUGACUGAAAGAAACCUUUUCUGCCUUAAAUUGCUAUUGCCAGGGUAUUUUGUCACAACAACAGAAAAGAAAUUCAGACUGGCAACUAACACUGUACUGGGUAGCUGUUCCAGAUUUGACCUGGAAGUACUACCCCCAGUGAGGCUUCAGGUAACUGUCACGCCUACCUAUGACCUGCCCCUGAGGCGGGGCCAAGACAGGAGCUCUUAAGAUGUGAGAUCCAGAUGUGCAGGCUCUCCUGGUUCAUGGUAAUCCUGGAUGUUGGAUGGUCGACCAAGCAGAGUUCUCCAGCGAUUACCACUGGACUGCACUUUACCCCUUCCUGAUCACACUUCAUCGGUUCCGGACCCUGUAAUCUAUCCCUUUACUUGUUGUAAGUAAAAGCCCAAAUAACAUUCCUUUUAAUUACAUGAAGUUGCCUUAAUACUUGCACUAAUACAUCUGGAGAGAUGGCUCAGUGGUUAAGAGCACUGGCUGCUCUUUCAGAGGUCCUGAGUUCAAUUCCCAGCAACCAAACGCAACUCUUUGUAAAGCACCUGUGUAAUUUCCACACUUACAGCUUUCCUACCAAAAGAGGAGAGAUGCAUGCAUGGCAUUCCAAGAGCAAAAAUUAAAGUGCAUUUUGUCUCAGUUUUA
Messenger RNA from Peromyscus leucopus (white-footed mouse), 6918 nucleotides. RefSeq lists its product as uncharacterized. Gene Ontology annotation, molecular function: GTP binding; GTPase activity. The record is from RefSeq and is a predicted model, not a curated record. Gene Ontology annotation, cellular component: endoplasmic reticulum membrane. Gene Ontology annotation, biological process: cellular response to interferon-beta; defense response. NCBI's taxonomy places the organism in Eukaryota, Metazoa, Chordata, Mammalia, Rodentia, Cricetidae.